Messenger RNA from Macadamia integrifolia, 726 nucleotides. Its product is annotated as glyoxylate/hydroxypyruvate reductase HPR3-like. The record is from RefSeq and is a predicted model, not a curated record. NCBI's taxonomy places the organism in Eukaryota, Viridiplantae, Streptophyta, Magnoliopsida, Proteales, Proteaceae. Gene Ontology annotation, molecular function: NAD binding; glyoxylate reductase (NADPH) activity; hydroxypyruvate reductase [NAD(P)H] activity. The annotation marks the transcript as partial. The transcript has a single exon. Gene Ontology annotation, cellular component: cytosol.
UUGCAGUUAGGAGGUAAACGAGUGGGGAUUGUUGGCCUAGGACAUAUAGGCUCUGAAGUUGCAAAAAGGCUUGUGGCCUUUGGCUGCAGUGUCUCUUACAACUCAAGGAAGAAGAAGCCAUUUGUUGUGUUUCCAUACUAUUCGGAUGUCCUUGACCUUGCAGCUAAUAGUGAUGUUCUCAUUGUUUGUUGUGCAUUGACAAAGGAAACACACCAUAUCAUUAACAGGGAUGUGCUGUUAGCAUUGGGAGAGAAAGGAGUCAUUGUUAAUGUGGGUCGCGGGGCUCACAUUGAUGAGAAGGAAUUGAUUCAUUGUUUGGUGCAAGGUGAAAUUGGAGGUGCUGGUCUGGAUGUGUAUGAGAAUGAGCCUCAUGUGCCCAAAGAGCUUCUUGCCUUAGAUAAUGUUGUAUUGUCUCCACAUAGAGCUGUGUUUACACCAGAAUCCUUUUUGUCAUUGCAUGAUGUGCUUAUAGCCAACUUGGAAGCAUUCUUCUCAGAUAAACCAUUGCUUUCGGAGGUGAAGGAUGAAUGAGAAGACCAUCCAUUAGGUAAUAUCAGGUAAAGGAUUGAAUUCAUAAAUGGUAUUUUUGUAAUCUUCAUAAAAUUGUAUUUUUAAGAGUUGCACAAUUGAAUUUGUAAAAAUAACCCUUUUUAUACCAUAAAAUUAAAGUGAUCUGUAAAAGAACCCUUGCCUCUAUUAUCUACUAUGUUGAGUAUGAGAGGGUGA